AUGGCGGACCAACAGCCCACAAACGGCCAGCCGGCCCCUACUCAGGACCCCAAGGCAUCGAGUGACUACAUCCAAUUCCCAUGCCUGCCGCCGGGUGGCCCUCUGAACCGAUGGUCGACAAAGAUUACAAGAGGACAUGAUUACCCCGGCGCUCAGGCCAUGCUUUACGGAGCCGGUGUGCCGAACCGGGAAAUAAUGAAGAAUGCACCUCAAAUUGGCGUUGCCACAGUCUGGUGGGAGGGCAAUCCUUGCAACACUCAUCUCCUCGAUCUCGGACGCAUCGUCAAGAAAGCCCUAGAGAGGGAGAAUAUGAUCGCGUGGCAGUUCAACACAGUCGGUGUGUCCGACGCCAUCACCAUGGGCGGCGAAGGCAUGCGCUUCUCUCUCCAAACCCGUGAACUCAUAGCCGACUCCAUCGAGUCCGUAACGUGCGCGCAGCAUCACGACGCGAAUAUCAGUAUUCCCGGCUGUGAUAAGAAUAUGCCCGGCGUCGUCAUGGCCGCCGCCCGCCACAACCGGCCCUUCAUCAUGAUUUACGGCGGCACCAUCCGCAAAGGUCACUCAUCACUCCUGGAGAAUCACAUCAACAUCAGUACCUGCUACGAGGCUUCCGGAGCGCUCGCCUACGGCCGUCUGAAUGCAAAGACAAACCCGGGGGCAAACGGGAGGGAGAGUGAGGAUGUCAUGGAGGAUAUUAUACGACACGCUUGUCCUGGGGCUGGUGCAUGUGGUGGGAUGUAUACUGCCAAUACAAUGGCUACUGCUAUUGAAGCUAUGGGUUUGAGUCUGCCUGGCUCAUCUUCAUUUCCUGCUGAAUCCCCCGAGAAGGCAAGAGAAUGCGAACAAGCCGCCGAGGUGAUUCGCACUACAAUGGAAAAGGACCUUCGACCGAGAGACAUCAUGACACGUGCAGCCUUCGAGAACGCCCUAACCCUAACCAUGAUCCUCGGCGGCUCGACAAACGGCGUCCUACAUUUCCUCGCUAUGGCUAACACGGCAGAUGUACCCCUGACUCUUGACGAUGUCCAGCGUAUAAGUGAUCGUACGCCCUACCUAGCAGACCUCGCCCCUAGCGGGAAAUACUACAUGGAAGACCUAUACAAAGUUGGCGGCACACCGUCCAUUAUCAAGAUGCUGAUUGCCAAAAACGUCCUCAACGGCGACAUCAUGACUAUUACUGGAAAGACGCUCGCAGAGAACGUUGCAAGCUGGCCAAGCCUAGAUCCUGGCCAGCAGAUAAUCCGCCCCUUAGAAGAUCCUAUCAAGGCGAGUGGGCACAUUCGCAUCCUCAAGGGGAACUUCGCGCCUGGCGGUGCCGUGGCCAAGAUCACAGGCAAGGAAGGGCUGAGUUUCACCGGCAAGGCUAGAGUAUUUAACAAGGAACAUGAACUCGACGAGGCGCUCUCCAAGGGCGAAAUCAAACGCGAGGACGGCAACCUAGUCCUCAUCGUGCGCUAUGAGGGCCCCAAAGGCGGCCCCGGUAUGCCAGAACAGCUGCGCGCGUCAGCAGCGAUAAUGGGUGCGCAACUAACCAACGUGGCCCUCGUAACCGACGGACGCUACAGCGGCGCUUCGCACGGGUUCAUCGUGGGCCACGUCACCCCCGAGGCAGAGGUGGGCGGACCGAUUGCACUGGUGCAGGAUGGUGAUGUGGUGACAAUUGAUGCCGUGAAGAAUCGCAUUGACAUGGACGUGAGUGCAGAGGAGCUGCUGAGGAGGGCGCAGAGCUGGAAAGCGCCGGAGAGGAGACCGAAGAGGGGUGUUCUCGCGAAGUAUGCAUGCUUAGUUGGAGAUGCUAGUCAUGGGGCUGUUACUGAUUCUUGGUAA
Scedosporium apiospermum is the source of this 1827-nucleotide messenger RNA. RefSeq names its product putative dihydroxy-acid dehydratase, mitochondrial. The transcript has 5 exons. Gene Ontology annotation, cellular component: mitochondrion. Gene Ontology annotation, biological process: branched-chain amino acid biosynthetic process. Gene Ontology annotation, molecular function: dihydroxy-acid dehydratase activity. NCBI's taxonomy places the organism in Eukaryota, Fungi, Ascomycota, Sordariomycetes, Microascales, Microascaceae. The record is from RefSeq and is a predicted model, not a curated record. The coding region runs from base 1 to 1827 and encodes 608 amino acids.